GUGGAUAACGCAUUUCGCACGCGAUUUGCAAAAGUCAAGUCCAAUUGCGAUUCAUUGAGAGCCCAUUUUCCAAUUAAAAAAAAAAUAAAUAAAAAAGGAAAACAGUAUCAAGGACAAGAAAUAAAAAUGAGAACCGUCAUUGUGAUCCUUUUUGUUUCGUUCGUACUCGCAGUCAACCUUCGAAGUGCCGAAAGUAGAAGAAUGACCUUCGAAGAAAUCAAGGAAGCUUUGCAGCCAGUCAAGAAACAUUGCAUCGAGAGAGUGGGAACUGAUAUAAAGUUGAUCGAUAACGCAAACAAAGGUAAAUUCGUGCCUGACCGAAAGUUGCAGUGUUACUACAAGUGUAUGCUAUUGAACACAAAAGCUAUGAAAGAUGAUAAAAUAAUCGAGCAAGCAUUCAAGAACAAUGUAAAGCUUUUAUUAUUGGAGCAAUUUGUAGAACCUGUCACAAAAGCGAUAGAUCAUUGUCGUCCAAUUGCCAUGAAACCAUUGGAAGGAUGUGAGUUAGCAUACGAAUUAGCCAAGUGCUACUACGAAUAUGAUCCAUCGCUUGUAUUUUACCCGUAAAGAUGUUUCUCUCGAUAUAUGUAUACGUAGAUGAAAAACGAUUUUGGCUUAUCUCGUCGAAUAACAUGAAGAGUCAAGUAACAAUCAUUUCAACAUGAGUGCGCAUUGCAUUCUAAAAUUAAAAAGAAUUGUCCUAAAUAUACGAAAUAUAUAUUAAUUAUACA
This is a messenger RNA of Linepithema humile (Argentine ant), 731 nucleotides long. RefSeq lists its product as uncharacterized. Gene Ontology annotation, molecular function: odorant binding. NCBI's taxonomy places the organism in Eukaryota, Metazoa, Arthropoda, Insecta, Hymenoptera, Formicidae. The record is from RefSeq and is a predicted model, not a curated record.